Messenger RNA from Rhodamnia argentea, 1694 nucleotides. RefSeq names its product protein DETOXIFICATION 27-like. The transcript has 8 exons. Gene Ontology annotation, cellular component: membrane. NCBI's taxonomy places the organism in Eukaryota, Viridiplantae, Streptophyta, Magnoliopsida, Myrtales, Myrtaceae. Gene Ontology annotation, biological process: xenobiotic detoxification by transmembrane export across the plasma membrane. Gene Ontology annotation, molecular function: xenobiotic transmembrane transporter activity; antiporter activity. The coding region runs from base 105 to 1613 and encodes 502 amino acids. The record is from RefSeq and is a predicted model, not a curated record.
UCACCGAUCAUUUCACUGCCUUCUAGUUAUCUGUGUUUGUCUUUGCUCUCGUUAUCACGACACUUCCCUCUCUAGUGGCCAAGAAAAACCCGCUCGUCCUUUUCAUGGCGACCGUCGAUGGCAACGGCGACGCCGGCCAGCCUCUGCUGCGAGAUUGGGUUGCGGAUGGCGGCGGCGAUGGUGGGGAUCAUGAAGACGAAGAGAAGACGUGCUUUAGCGCGAGAGCGUGGGCUGAGACGAGGAAGCUAUGGCACAUCAUAGGCCCCGCCAUCUUCGGCCGCGUGGCCCAGUACACCAUGAACAUCGUCACGCAAGCGUUCGCGGGGCACCUCGGGGAGGUUGAGCUUGCCGCCGUGUCCAUCGCCAUCAACGUCAUCGUCGGCUUCAACUACGGCCUCUUGUUAGGUAUGGCAAGCGCGCUAGAGACAUUAUGUGGCCAAGCCUUCGGUGCGAAGAGAUACCGCAUGCUUGGCAUCUACAUGCAAAGGUCGUGGAUCGUGCUCUUCCUGUGUUGCUUCUUGCUGCUCCCCUUCUAUGUUUUUGCCGCGCCGCUCCUGAAGCUCCUAGGGCAGCCGGAUGACGUGGCGGAGAUGACGGGCACGGUGGCUCUGUGGCUUAUCCCGUUGUACUUCAGCUUCGCCUUCCAAUUCCCCCUGUGGAGGUUCUUGCAGAGCCAGCUCAAGACCCGGGUCUUGGCAUGGGUCUCACUGGCCAGCCUAGCGAUCAACGUGCUCACGAGCUGGCUCUCUGUCUACGUGUUCAACUUUGGCGUGGUGGGAGUGUCCGUCAGCUUCGAUCUCUCUUGGUGGUUCUUGGUGCUUGCGUUGUACACAUACGCUGCGAGCGGCAGAUGCUCGCUGACGUGGACCGGCUUCUCCAUGGAAGCUUUCUCGGGGUUAUGGGAGUUUGUCAAAUUGUCCGCUGCUUCUGGAGUUAUGCUUUGUUUGGAGAAUUGGUACUACGGGAUAUUGAUAUUAAUGCCUGGAUAUCUACAAAACGCCACGGUUGCUGUAGAUGCCUUGUCAAUAUGCAUGAGCAUCAACGGUUGGGAGAUGAUGAUCCCUCUUUCCUUCUUUGCCGCAACCGGAGUAAGGGUGGCAAAUGAGCUUGGAGCUGGGAACAGCAGGGCCACAAAAUUUGCAACCAUCGUGUCGGUUGUGCAAUCAACAGUUAUCGGUUGCUUCUUCUGUGCUCUCAUCAUGGUUUUGCAUGACAAAUUUGCAUACAUUUUCACUUCUUCUGCUGAUGUUCUUGAAGAAGUGGACAAGCUCUCCUAUCUUCUAGGCAUCACCAUACUACUCAACAGUGUUCAGCCCGUUCUAUCAGGAGUUGCCGUUGGAUCGGGAUGGCAAGCCUAUGUUGCAUUUAUCAAUUUGGGAUGCUACUAUGUUGUCGGCCUACCUCUUGGAUUUCUCAUGGGAUGGGUUUUCCACUUAGGUGUUGUGGGUAUUUGGGGUGGAAUGAUUUUUGGAGGCACUGCUGUUCAAACUGUUAUAUUGACCAUAAUAACAAUUCGAUGUGAUUGGGAGAAAGAGGCGGAGAAAGCAAAAGCGCGGGUUGCGAAAUGGUCAACUCCGACCCUCGAAGAUGAUGAAUCAGCAGGGGCUAGUUAAAACUCCCCAUUUGAAGCUAGCUAUCCAAAUGACUCGGUGUUGCAUGAAUAUAGUCGAGUAUGGAAAUGAUUUCUCUGAUUA